This is a messenger RNA of Phlebotomus papatasi, 1003 nucleotides long. It is a transcript of the gene CycH, whose product is annotated as cyclin-H. The transcript has a single exon. Gene Ontology annotation, molecular function: cyclin-dependent protein serine/threonine kinase regulator activity. Lineage: Eukaryota; Metazoa; Arthropoda; Insecta; Diptera; Psychodidae. The record is from RefSeq and is a predicted model, not a curated record. The coding region runs from base 105 to 962 and encodes 285 amino acids. Gene Ontology annotation, cellular component: nucleus; transcription factor TFIIK complex. Gene Ontology annotation, biological process: DNA-templated transcription; regulation of cyclin-dependent protein serine/threonine kinase activity; regulation of transcription by RNA polymerase II.
ACAGCUUUGAAUUCAAAAAAAGAGCAUGUGAGUUUGUUUACUCGCGGAAAAAUUUUGUGUUUUCACCUAAUUUUGUGGUUUUUGUGCAGAAUUUCCAAUAGACAAUGUAUCCUCAGAGUUCCCAGAAGAAAUACUGGAAGUUUAGCAAUGAACAGCAAUUGGCAAAUAUGCGUGCGAGGCACAAUCAGGACUACAUUGCUAAGCACCAGGAAAAGUGGGAAGCCAGCGGAAAGGCAGACUUUUUCCUGACUGUGGAGGAAGAGAGGCAUCUCCUGCAGCACUACUGUGUCAAUAUGAAAGAAUUCUGCAAGAGAUUCGAGCCAGCAAUGCCAAAAUCUGUGAUAGGAUCGGCCUUUCACUAUUUCAAGCGCUUCUACAUCUACAAUUCUCCCAUGGAUUACCAUCCAAAAGAGAUUCUUGCCACUUGUGUAUACUUGGCAUGCAAAGUUGAGGAAUUCAAUGUAUCCAUUGGGCAAUUUAUUGGGAAUAUUAAAGGAGACCGAUCCAAGGCAAUGGAUAUCAUUCUUGCAAAUGAACUCUUGCUCAUGCAGCAGCUAAAUUAUUAUCUCACUAUUCACAAUCCCUUUAGGCCAAUCGAGGGAUUUCUCAUUGAUAUCAAGACACGGUGUUCUCUAGUCAAUCCGGAUCGUCUCAGGAUGGGAAUUGAUGAAUUCAUUGAGAAGACUUACCUUACGGAUAUUUGUCUCCUUUAUGCACCUUCACAGAUUGCCCUGGCUGCUGUACUUCAUGCUGCUAGCAAAGAACAAGAGAAUCUAGAUCACUACGUCACUGAAUCACUCUUCCAGAAUUCCAAGGAGAAGCUCCCAGUCCUUAUUGAAGCUGUCCGGAAGAUUCGAUCAAUGGUGAAAGCGAUAGACAUUCCUCCGAAGGAUGUCAUUCGGCAAAUUGAGAAGAAAUUGGAAGCUUGCAGAAAUCAGGAAACAAAUCUCGAUCGUUUGUAAACUUUUAUCUAAAUACAGUGAAUUGAUUAUUAAAAAAAAUA